AUGACAAAAUUCUUUCCCACCAAAAGCCUAAUCAUCGUCGACUCCAUCCAAAAAUCAACUUCAAUAUGGAGGAAAUGGCAUCACCAUGCUCGCUUCCUACUUUUUCUGGCCGCCUCCCUCAUCCCACCACCUCCCUCGUCUGAUGGCCAUCGUCCCUUCCGCCGAUGGUGGUUUUCCUACAAUUCUCCCCUCACCUCAUUUUACUGCCAUAUCCAUCAACGACAUCAUGUACCACCAAUGCACACAUCUUUCUGGCGCCUAACACCAUCAACACUCAUCUCUUCCGGUGACAACAAUUCUCCCCCAACCUCUCUACUUUCGUUGUAUCCUUAUUCUCACGCCUCACUCUUUUGUGGACUUUCUUCCAUCCUAGCAGAUAUGUCAGAUCAUAUUAAAGGAAAGGCAAAUGCAUCUUCUGAGAAUAUCGAGUUCAAAUGGGGGCGAAAGGAGCAAAAUGAUGGAAAGAAGCAUGAUAGGCAAUAUUAUAGAUCAUUUACCUACGAUGGUGUAGACUACUUCCUUUAUGAUUCUGUAUACAUAUGGUGUGAAGGUCAACCAGAGCCCUAUAUUGGUAAACUUACUGAGAUAUAUGAGACAAAACAUCUUGAGAAGAAAGUGAAAGUUGUCUGGUAUUUUCAUCCCACACACGUUCAAAGGUAUUUAAGAGGCACUCAUACACUCAACAAUGAAUUAUUCUUGGCUUCAGGUGUAGGUGAAGGUCUCUUAAAUGUCAACCCCCUGGAAACAAUAGCAGGGAAAUGCGAUGUUGUAUGCACAUCAAAGGACAAGAGGAACCCUCAAGCAUCUAUUGAAGAAGUGGAGAUGUCUGAUUAUGUAUUUUACAAGACAUUUGAUGUUGAAAGAUUAAUAUUAUCAGAAAGAUUUCCCGAUAAGAUAGCUGGAGUUGAAGUUGGAUUCUUCUUUAAUCAGAGAAAACAUUUGGAAAUUGGCACUCCUCCAAAAUCCAAUUGGAACUCCAAAGUUGCAGGGAAAUCAAUUUCAUCUUCCAAGUUUGAAACAGGUCACUGUUCUACUGCAGUAAAAGAUGAAGAAUCUGAUUUUAGGUUUCCUCGUGCAAAUGCAACUGAUUCUUGUCACUUGAACAAAAGGAAGCUGCAAGACUCUAAAGUUGAACCUGAUAAGCCCACAAAAAGACCAAAAUUGGAUUCAAGCAAUUGGUUCAAGGAACAACCAUGGGAGGAAAGGAUGCAGAUAGCCAAUGAAACAGGCUCCCUUGUAUUACUAGAGAAUCUGGAUCCAUCCCUUACAUCAUUAGAAGUAGAGGAUAUAGUUUUGGAUGCUUUUCAUAAAAAGGCUAGUGCAAAGAUGAUACAACGUAACGCAUAUUCGAGUCCAUACAAUGGACAAGCUCUUGUGAUAUUUAACUCAAAAGAUGAAGCAGACUUUGCUAUUUCCGAGUUAAAAACCAGAUGUCUAAUGCUUGGAGAUCUAAGACCCAUUGUUGGUAGUAGACCUUAAUUGAAGGAGACCGGUAAAAAAUCAAGGUACUUUGGUCAUUUAACAAUAAAAACCAUGAAACAAAUGCGGUCUAUGGAUAUGAGAAAUGCAGUUUCCACAUCCCACUUUUCACAGCCAAAUACCAUUGAAUUUGAGAUGGCACUCGAGUGGUGCACACUGCAAAUGAGGUGGAAUUUCUGUUGGGAUGCAUUAUACAAGUUUUUUACUCUUUGGAAGAUUUGUU
Messenger RNA from Lactuca virosa, 1702 nucleotides. Lineage: Eukaryota; Viridiplantae; Streptophyta; Magnoliopsida; Asterales; Asteraceae. The record is from the annotation of a GenBank genome assembly.